GGUAGGCAGCUCUGAAUGUGGUUACGACUAUCACUAUUACUCCUGGGAGAACAGCAGGACGUGGAAGGAAACUACUUCGCCUCGCACUUUUUCAUGGGAGGUGAGAAAUUUGACACUCCCCACCCUGAAGGUUAUCUCUUUGGCGAGAACAUGGAUCUGAACUUCCUGGGCAGUCGCCCGGUCCAGUUUCCUUACGUCACCCCUGCCCCCCAUGAGCCGGUGAAGACGCUGAGGAGCCUGGUGAACGUGCGCAAAGACUCCGUCCGUCUCGUCAGGUACAAAGAUGGUGCUGACAGCCCCACUGAUGACAGCGAGAAGCCCCGAGUUCUCUACAGCCUGGAGUUCACCUUUGAUGCCGAUGCCCGGGUGGCCAUCACCAUCUACUGCCAGGCGGUGGAGGAGUUCCUGAAUGGGACAGCUGUCUACAGCGCCAAGAGCCCAGCCCUGCAGUCCGAGACCGUCCACUACAAGCGGGGCGUGAGCCAACAGUUCUCCCUGCCCUCCUUCAAGAUCGACUUCUCGGAAUGGAAGGACGACGAGUUGAACUUUGACCUGGACCGGGGUGUGUUUCCAGUGGUCAUCCAGGCCGUGGUGGAUGAAGGGGACGUUGUGGAAGUGACCGGCCACGCCCACGUGCUCUUGGCCGCCUUUGAAAAGCACGUCGAUGGAAGCUUCUCCGUGAAGCCUUUAAAGCAGAAGCAAAUUGUGGACCGGGUCAGCUACCUGCUGCAGGAGAUCUAUGGUAUUGAGAAUAAGAACAACCAGGAGACGAAGCCCUCAGACGAGGAGAACGGUGACAACAGCAGUGAGUGUGUGGUGUGCCUGUCGGACCUGCGGGACACGCUCAUCCUGCCCUGCCGCCACCUGUGCCUGUGCAACUCGUGUGCCGACACACUGCGCUACCAGGCCAGCAGCUGCCCCAUCUGCCGGCUGCCUUUCCGGGCCCUUCUGCAGAUCCGAGCGGUUAGGAAGAAGCCUGGAGCCCUGUCCCCCAUCUCUUUCAGCCCUGUUCUGGCCCAGAACAUGGACCACGACGAGCAUUCUUGUCCCUUUAAAAAAUCAAAGUCGCACCCUGCCUCACUGGCCAGCAAGAAACCUAAAAGGGAAACAAGCUCUGACAGCAUCCCGCCCGGCUACGAGCCCAUCUCCCUGCUCGAGGCGCUCAACGGCCUUCGGGCCGUCUCCCCGGCUAUCCCCUCGGCCCCCCUUUAUGAAGAGAUCACCUACUCGGGCGUCUCGGAUGGCCUGUCUCAGGCCAGUUGUCCACUCGCUGGGAUCGAUCGGAUCAUGGAAAGCAGCCACCAGAAGGGCAAGCCCCGGAGCAAGUCCCCUGACAGCACCCUGCGGUCCCCAUCGUCCCCCAUCCAGGAAGAGGACAACGCGGAGGCUCCGCCCCCGCCGAGUGGGGCCGGGCUGGCGCUGAGCAGCUCCCCCGAGAGCUUCACCACAGAGGAGGUUGACGAGACUUCGUCCCUAAAGCAAGGGAGCCGAGUGCCGUCCAUUGAGAACGUCCUGCAGGAUGGCAGCCCUGAGCCCUGCAGCCGUGGCCAGCCAGGCACACCUGCCGACAUCUACCUGCCAGCCCUGGGGCCCGGCUCCUGCUCUGGUGGUUUAGAGGAGUAAGCUGGAUGGUCCACCUCCAUGGAGACGCCCCGCAGCCUCCACGCCACUGGGCCCCCUCGGCCUCCACUUGGUGGCCCCAGUCCUGACCCCAGGGUCACUGAGCUGACCCCACUCUGAGAGCCUGGCCAGGCUGGCAGCAUGGAGCCCUCAGCUCCUCAGACUUUGCCAAGAGGUUGCCCGGACUCCAGGGUGACCUCUGGCCUCUCCUGUCUGCACGCCCUGCAUGGUCACUGGCUCCAAGGGGCCACGUGACCCUUGAUUGAAGAGCACAGUUGACUGUCCCCUCUGACAACCCCCGUUUUCUACGGUUGACAUGUUUGUAAAUGGUACAAGAUGAAGGACGGUGGUUUCCUGUCCCGGGAGCUGAGCGCGCCAGGAUCUCUCCCCAAAUGUCCUGCCCACAUGCAGCCUGGAUGAGCCUCACCCAGCCCGGGGGGUAGAUGCUCAAGAACUCAGCAAACCUGAAAGUUUAUUGGCAGGUGAAGUGCUAUCUUCCCAGGCAGUGCCGGGGUGGGGGGGCCUUGUGGGAGGGAAGGAAGUGGGGUCCGAGUCUCAGUCAAUGAAGGAAAUAGUGCCUGUCCCCUCCCCAUGUGCUCGGACUCCCUCCCUCUCCCCCCUCCCCCCUCUCCCAGCCCAGCACCCUGCCAGGCCAAGAGGCAGCGAGGCAGGUGGGGUCUGGCUGUUGUCAGCGGUUGUGUCCAGGGGCCCCUCUCUGAGCCCCACACCUUCUCAGAGGCAGCUUUGCCCAUAUUGGACCCUUGGGGUGGGGGGCCCCACUUGGCGCUGCUGCCCACCUGCCCACCCGCCUCAGGAGGGCCUGAGUGGCUCUCAGCUCCCUCUCUAACGGCACUUCACAUUUCUCUCUGAUGUGUUCUGUUUGGGGUUUCUGCAUUCUGACCUGCCUGGGGACAAGGGUCCCAUCCGUGUUUUGUUUUUUUUUUAAGAUAAACCUUCUGGGCAGCAGAAGGGCAGGGGGGACACUUGGCCCUGAUGCCCCCAGGCGAGAGUGGCCCCAGGAGGACCUUGAGCCCGGUGGGUGGGUCUGCAGCUCCUGGGGUGCGACCGCUUUCCUGGCAGGAGGGAGACGGGCCCACUUCCCAAGGAGCUGCCCUGGGCAAGACGGUUCUGGGGUGGCCAGCAGCACAGCCGGAGGCCCGUUGAGUGGGAGACUCGGGGGUGGACGACUCCUCUUCUCUCCAGUUGAGCCUGUGAGCAGAGGCCACACUCGGGGCAGCCUGCCCUGGCUGCUGGCUCCCUGCCUCCCCUCCCUUCCCACCCACCAUGUGUCCCUGGGUGCACGGGUGCCAGUGCACGCACACGUGCGUGUGUACACACACACACACAUGUGCGCGCGCGCACACACACACGGUGACCACUUCCCUCUCCUCACCCCUCCACAGCAGCCAAUGCCCUGGCCUCUCACUAACGGUAUUGGUGCCAGUAACUCUGAAGGACGGGACGCAGACUGGCCUGUCUUGGACUUACAUGUGCUAUCAUUUGAUGUACUCUGAUUGGCUAGUUUUUGUUCGUUUUUAACUGUAUAUUUAUAGUAAUAAAAUCAUGCAGCAAUA
Vicugna pacos (alpaca) is the source of this 3194-nucleotide messenger RNA. The record is from RefSeq and is a predicted model, not a curated record. NCBI's taxonomy places the organism in Eukaryota, Metazoa, Chordata, Mammalia, Artiodactyla, Camelidae.